Leishmania mexicana MHOM/GT/2001/U1103 is the source of this 2406-nucleotide messenger RNA. RefSeq lists its product as hypothetical. The coding region runs from base 1 to 2406 and encodes 801 amino acids. NCBI's taxonomy places the organism in Eukaryota, Euglenozoa, Kinetoplastea, Trypanosomatida, Trypanosomatidae. The record is from RefSeq and is a predicted model, not a curated record. The transcript has a single exon.
AUGUCUGAAAUCUCAUUCACCGAGGUAAGCCUUCGCGAGGCGCCGCUCACGUCGGGGGCGACCCCGUCCAGCAUCGUGGUGCUGGGCUGCCGUACCGACCUGCGCGUUGGCGACUACGUUGGCUUCCAGCGCAUCUCGCCAUGCAAGGAGUGGAUGCUGUCCCUCGGCAAGGUAGUCGCCUUACCGACGGCGCUCACCCUCAAGGUCGCCCACUUCGACGCGGUUAAUGAGACCACGGUGACGCAGGACCCCAUCUCCGAGCAGAUGGUUUGCCGGAAGGCUGAGGAGGAAGGUAAGAUGCCCGUUUGGCGCAACCGCGAGGCGCUGCGGGAGAACCUCGCCCAGCUGUCCGAAAAGGAGAGGGCCGCGACGCAGCGCCUCCUCGCCGCGCGCGACCAGACAGUGACGCGUCAGAUGGCCACCGGCGAUAAAGUGACGGAGUCGCUGGAGAAUCUUGACAAUGCCCGUCGCUGUCUCCGCGAGGCUCCGGUCAAGGAUUGGAGCGCGCUGCGCAAGUCUUACCUCCCAUCCGUCGAGAUGAUCGGCGUGAUGCGCUCUGUGAUGCUCAUCCUCUACGAAGACAGCGUCACUAUGUGGGAGAGCAUCCGGGAGGUGAUGAACCGUCAGGAUUUUAUGGAGCGCAUAUUGAGCUGGGACUGCACUGUCACCCCCAUGUCGCUCUCGCGCCGUAAGAGGGUUGUUGCGCUGUGCGCCGGCAAGGAUGUGGAGGGCACUCAUCCGAAGAAGCGCAAUCGCUCAGGCACCCGCUCCCGGUCCCCGUCCCACCGACUCCUAGUCGCAGCGAAGAGCGCAGACCCGAGCAACGUGUCCAUCCUCGAUCAGAGUCUUCGCGCCUGGAUCAACGCGCAGCUCAUCUGCUCUGAGGCCGCUCGCGCGCAGGAGAUGGUGAUCAACAGCUGCUUCGCCGAGCAGCAGGAGCAGCGUGUGCUGCUGCGCGAGAUCAACGACAUGCGUGUGAGCAUUUCUGCCUUAGAGGUGCAGAUGCUGGAGCUGAAGAAUGCCAUUCUCGGCAUCGAUAACGCGCCGAAGCCGAUCAUGCCGCUCGACGCGUACCCGACCAACACAGUCUUCUACAAGCGCUCCUGUGCCGGUGCUGGGGACCGCCUUGUGCAGGAGAUCAUUCUGCGCGAGGCCGUCGUUCACAACUUCGGCCCCCUGUCUGGGGAGGAUGCGGAGGGCUACGUCCGCCUGGACCCCACCCAAGUGGCGUGCCUGCGCGACGCUGUCAUCAGUGCCAACGUGCGCCACGACGCGGAAGAGAUGGAGGAGCUGCUGAUCCGAAAGGAGCGCGAAGAGCAGGAGAUGGCCGAGCUCAGGGGGCGCAUCGAGCAGCUGCGCGCUAAACUGUCGCUCACAGCGGAAGAAGAGGAAGAGCUGACGCAGUUGGAGAAGCUCCUUGCCGAUGCCGAGCGCCGCCACCACGCAACGUUGACCCGCAUUGCCGAACUGUACGCCUGCGGCCGCGGCGCACGCGAGAUCACGCUGGCCAUCAAGCGUCCCGAGUUCCACUACACCCGUCUGCACUGCAAGAUGUCUGGUGACUGGGAGAUGAUCCUCAGCGACUCGGAGCGCUACAGCGAGAUGAUCACCGCCUUCUGCGACGACGUGUCGACCUUGCUAAACAUCCCUGCGAGCUACGUGCUCGACAUUGAUGCCUGCUGUGGCUCUCUGCUGAUCGACUUUACCGUCAAGCACAACGGCGACCUCGAUGAUGAUCAGCUUCAGGAUCUUAUCAACAAGGGCUGCUUUUCUGCCCUCUGCAUGUUCUACGAGAAGGUUACGUUUAAGAAGACGUCGCCUCUCAACACGAGCCAGCAGCAGCUGACGUACGAUAUGGACCAGCGCCUCAAUGGCCCGGCGCCGAUCUCCGGCAUGGGCAUCUUGCAGAUUCUGGCAGACUACUACAACGCCGACGGCACACUUGACGAGGAGUUCAGUGACGAGGUGAGGGCGCACCCGGACUACCGCAAGGCCUUCAUCACGAUUCCGCCUCUCCGAGAGGACUACGACGACGCGGUUGUGCGCGGCCCCUAUGAGCAGCACGCCGAGGAUUACGGCGAGGCGCUGGGCACGGCGGUGCCGAUGAGGAUCAUUGCGCCGUCGGUGGGGGGUGACCGGAACAAGGAGGAGGAUGGGUCUGUCGGCGCGACACAGAUGAGUAUAGGCCUUACCGACACGGCGGACGCUGCGCACGAUAUGACGGAGUCGGCGCCAACGACGGAGGUGUACAACCGCAACAUGAAUGGGACCGACAAUGUGCAACGCGCUGUAGAUGCCGGCGCUCCUGCCGUCUCUGCCCCCCCUGAGAAGUUGGGGGAACGCAAAGCCUCCAGCACGGACGCGGGCCGCCUUUCCCAUUCAUCCGAAAUGUCUAGGAUGGAUUAG